GGCCAGCCCGGCACUCGCUUGAAGCCGGCGGCACACGGCUCCGGCCGGCAGCUCGGGUGCUGCCAGCAUCGGCCUCGGCCCCCGGGUUCACUGCCCUCGCCCUCCGGCGUGCUCGGUGCUCCGGACCGGCGGCGGCUGCCGCUGUGCCUGUACCCGUUGCCAUGGCUGCUCUGCUGAUGGCGCAUCGCCUGCUGCUGCCGUCGCAUCAUUCCUGACAGUGCUCCACACUGGCACAGAGGGUCCGAGCGGCUCCAGACGCGCCCCCGGCAUCCCCUGCACGUGGGGAGCGAGCCCGAGAGGGAGAAGUUUGGCAGUGAAUUCAAGCGAGAGGCACCGUUUCACAGGAGCUUCAGCCUGGAUUGAAACAGCUCCGAUGGCUCUGUCAAAUAUCUCCCUGUGGAUUCGGGAUGCCUGGGCUGUGGCCACCUCUAACCUGGACGUCGAGAGCAAGAAAGCCGCCCCCGCCAAGCUGCCAUGGCAGCAGCCCGUGAACGUCUUCCUGGCAGCUGGGCGCCCACCGGGCAUGGAGCAGCUGCACCAGGAGGCCCAGCUCAACCUCCAGAGCUUGCUGCAAGAGGAGUAUGAGGAGCAGUACACCGAGAGCAGGGUCACUGGGCAGACCUUCCGUGCUGCUGGUCACCUGCCCCCCGACACCUCCCCUGAACCAUCACCUCGACCCCCACCUGCCAAGCGCCUUGAGUUCGUGCUUAUGCCCCCGAGCCAGCGAGCAGCUGAAGAAGAGACCAGCAGCAGCACCGUGCUCAGUGCUCGGCCUCCUGAUACCUCCCUGAGCCUCCCCACCAGCCCCGACAAACAGCCCCCCUGGCCCAGGGCCUUCCCCUUGCCCCCCGUGGAGGAGAAGCAGUGGCACCAGCCCGGCUCCAUCCAGACCAACAUUGUCCCCAUCAAUGUCUCCGGGCAGCACUUUGCUAGGCACGCGAGUGCUCGUCACUCCCUGUUUAACACAGAGACCGCGAUGAACCCCAAGUCCACCCUGCGGCGUAGACGGACCAUUAUUGGAUUCCCUAACCUGUCCCUGCGAGACCAAGGCAGCGCCAACGGCCCCACAUCCAGCACACACGCGCCCAUCAGUGAGUCACUGUCCUGCAGCUUUGUGCCUGAAACCACGAGCAGGGGGACGACGCCGCAGGAGAUCAGCCCUCGUCCACCCCUCUCAGCCCCACUGAGGAAGACCUUCAGUGACCUCGGGGCCCGCUGCUGCCAGCCACCUGCUGCCAUGGAUGGGGCAGCCAACCCCUGUGCCAGUGCCUGCAAUGGGACACAGGGCACCCCUUUUUCCCCGCCCUGGAGCCCCCUGGGUUAUGGGAGCCCCCCCAGCCUCACCACUGGCCCAGGCAAGGGGCCCACCUGCACCUCGCCGGGCGGCUUCAUCCCAUCGCCCAGCCCAGGUUCACCCGCCGCCUCCACCUCCUUCUUCAUCACCACAGAAGAGCGCAUGGGCAGCAACGGGCCCAGCUUUUUCUCCGGCCCAGUGCCUGCUUCCCCCCCUAGCUCCGAGUGCAUCCAGGGAGCCAAGGGGAAUUUCUUGCCGGGCAGCCGAGAGGAGCUGGAGCCAGCGGCAGGGCCAGCGCAGCUGGAGGUGGAGCGGGCAGGGUGCCGGUUCCGGGAGCGGUCACUGUCAGUGCCCACGGACUCGGGGUCCCUCUGCUCCGUGGACAUCGCAUACGCCGAGACCCGGCGGGGCAGCGCCAACUAUGCCCUGGGCUACCCCAGCGCCAGCUCCGAGGGCAGCACCAGCACCGACAACAUCUCCCUGGGGCUGGAGCCUGAGGGGCAGCGGCGGCGGCGCUCCAAGAGCAUCUCCCUGAAGAAGGCCAAGAAGAAGCCCUCGCCACCCACACGCAGCGUCUCGCUGAUCAAAGAGGGGCAGGACGGUGACGUGGGGCUCAGUGCGGCACUGCCCAAGGACCAUCGGCCCAAGAGCCUGUGCAUCCCACCAGAGCUCCAGGGUCACCGGCUGGUGCACGCCGACCCCCAGGGGAGUGCAGGCAGGGAGCCCAACAGCACAGCUGCCCCCCACCAGUGGCAUCUCACGGACUGGAGGGCCAGCAGUGAUCACUACCAGUCCCUCUCUGGCUCAAGCACAACCACAGGGACCACGGCUGUUGAAUGUGCCAAGACACAGGGCAGCUCUGAGUCCCUCGUGUCCCCUUCAGUCUCCAGGGCCACGACGCCCUCCCAGCUCUCUGCCGAGGCAGACCUCAAGACCUCCUCGCCAGGCAGGCCCACGGGGCUGAUGUCCCCCUCCAGUGGGUACUCCAGUCAGUCAGAGACCCCAACCCCCACCGUACCCACCUCCACCAUCCUCGGGCACUCCCCGCACCAGGUGCGUGUGAGGCCACUGGUUCCCGAAAGGAAAUCCUCUCUGCCCCCAAUAUCCCCCAUGGAGAGGAGCCCCAAGGGCAGGCUGUCCUUCGACCUCCCACUGACUCCACCCGCCCACCUCGACCUCUCAGGGCUGAAGAUCUCCCUGAAAGGGAAGACGAAGGUCAGCCGGCACCACUCUGACUCCACCUUUGGCACCAAGCUGGCCCAGAAGACGAGUCCCAUCACACCCAUCAUGCCCGUGGUGACACAGUCCGACCUGCGCUCUGUCCGCCUCCGCUCCAUCAGCCGCUCAGAGCCGGAGGACAACGCUGAUGGCCCAGAGCACACAGAGGAGCCAGCCCACGUCCCCUGCCCAGGGCCAGAGAGGAAAGUGAAGCCACCCGUGGCAGAGAAGCCACCACUGGCCAGGCGCCCCCCCUGCAUCCUGCCCAAGCCCCCAGUUCUGCGGGAGGAGGGUCCCCUGUCCCCCAAAUCCCCACCAGGCACUACCGCCAAGGAGAAGGGGCUGGCACAGGACGCCUUCGUGGUGCUGCGGAGAGGGGAGCUGAGGAGGGGUCUGGGGGAGCCCCACUUGUCUCUGACCCCAGCGGGGCCCCGGCGGCUCUCGCAGGGCAGCCUGGACGAGCUGCGGCCGGAGCGGAGCGGUGCCGAGGGGGAGCGCAGGAAGGCCAAGGUGCCCCCGCCAGUGCCCAAAAAGCCCAGCGUGCUGUACCUGCCGCUCAUCCCAGCCCCGGCACAGCUGGGAACUGCUGUGGGGGACCUGCCACCCACCCCCAGCCCCAUCAUCACCCUGGACACUGACCCCACCUGCUGCGACCCUGACGCUGAGGAUCUGCCAUCCCCCGAGGCUGUGGGCACCACGCCUGCCAGCGAGCCUGCCAGCGAGCCUGCCUCAGAGCAAGGCAGCUCAGCAGAAGCCGGCACGGAGGAGAAGAGCUUUGCCAGCGACAAGACGGCCGAGUCCAUCGUGGAGGAGGACGAUGAGGUGUUCACAACGUCCCGCACUACGGAGGAUCUCUUCACAGUGAUCCACAGGUCGAAGAGGAAGGUCUUGGGGCGAAAAGAGCCUGGUGACACCUUCAGCAGCCGACCCACCUCCCAUUCACCUGUAAAGACUUCAGGCUCCCCAACUGGAGAGUCUCUGGCAGCAGCAAGCAGCAGUGGAAAGUCUUCCAGCAGGAAUGAGGAUUUUAAAGCCCUGCUCCAGAAGAAGAGCAGCAAAACAAGCCCCGGUACUCGGCCAUCUGCCGCCGAACUGCUCAAGACCACGAACCCGCUGGCCCGGAGGGUCAUCACAGAGUUUGCCCCUGAGCUGGAUGGUGCAAACAGCCCCAAAAGCCAGCCCUGACCACACAGGGGCCCCUCCAGCCGGAGGGGUGGCAAUGGCUGCAGAGGGAGCGCUGCUGCAAAGGGCUGUCCUGGCUGCUGGGGAGCCCCUGUAUCCUGCUGCGGGGUUCUUCUGCUUUUGUUCCUUACUUGGAGAGCUGCUGGCAGAGAGGCAGUGGCUGGAGCCCAAGCUCUCAUGACUCUGGGCCCUUCCCAUGAGGGAAGUGGCUGGAACUGGCCCUGGCUGAGCCAGCUCCUGGGAUUGAAGGCACCUGCCCAGGAAGCAGAACAGGAUCACAGCCCCUGGUGUUGCCCCGUGCCCACAGCAAAGCAGUUUGAGACUCUUUGGUCCCUUCGGCAUGUGGUACUUUAAACAGAUUUUCUAAUGCACA
Molecule: messenger RNA, 4067 nt
Organism: Lonchura striata (white-rumped munia)
Lineage: Eukaryota; Metazoa; Chordata; Aves; Passeriformes; Estrildidae
Gene: NHSL2
Product: NHS like 2
Biological process (GO): cell differentiation
Source: RefSeq, a predicted model, not a curated record